This is a messenger RNA of Arachis duranensis, 2441 nucleotides long. Its product is annotated as probable beta-D-xylosidase 5. Gene Ontology annotation, molecular function: xylan 1,4-beta-xylosidase activity; alpha-L-arabinofuranosidase activity. Bases 12 to 2372 code for a protein of 786 amino acids. Gene Ontology annotation, biological process: arabinan catabolic process; xylan catabolic process. The transcript has 5 exons. The record is from RefSeq and is a predicted model, not a curated record. Gene Ontology annotation, cellular component: plant-type cell wall. NCBI's taxonomy places the organism in Eukaryota, Viridiplantae, Streptophyta, Magnoliopsida, Fabales, Fabaceae.
CCAUAAAGACCAUGAAGAAUAAACUAGUAUUGUUGUCAUUAUCUCUUUGCCUUUGUGUUGUGGUAGUUCCAAUUAGGAGCCAAAAGCAUGCAUGUGACAAAGGCUUUUCUCAAAGAAGCAAAUUCCCAUUUUGUAACACUUCAUUAACAUAUGAGAUCAGAGCCAAAGACUUGGUUUCACGGCUAACACUUGAAGAAAAGGCAGAGCAAUUAGUGAACCCUUCAAGCGGUGUGUCAAGGCUAGGUGUCCCUGCAUAUGAAUGGUGGUCAGAGGCACUUCAUGGUGUAUCAAACUUGGGUCCAGGGACACGCUUUGACAAAAGGGUCCCUGGUGCCACAAGCUUCCCAGCAGUGAUUCUAUCAGCUGCAAGCUUCAAUGCAACACUUUGGUACAACAUGGGACAAGUUGUGUCCACUGAGGCCAGAGCCAUGUACAAUGUGGACUUGGCUGGCCUCACUUUCUGGAGUCCUAAUGUCAAUGUGUUUCGCGAUCCAAGGUGGGGUCGCGGCCAAGAAACUCCCGGCGAGGACCCUCUUGUUGUGUCUAGAUAUGCUGUCAAGUAUGUCCGGGGAUUACAAGAAGUGCCUGAUGAAGCUAGUUCCAAAGCUGAUCGCCUUAAGGUCUCAAGUUGUUGUAAGCAUUACACUGCUUAUGAUCUUGAUAACUGGAAAGGCAUUGAUCGCUUCCAUUUUGAUGCAAAGGUGACAAUGCAAGACUUGGAGGACACGUAUCAGCCUCCAUUUAAGAGCUGUGUGGUGGAAGGUCAUGUUAGUAGUGUCAUGUGUUCUUACAAUAGGGUCAAUGGAGUUCCCACUUGUGCUGAUCCAAACCUGCUCAAAGGGGUAGUAAGAGGUCAAUGGGGUUUAGACGGAUAUAUUGUUUCAGAUUGUGAUUCAAUUGAAGUAUAUUAUGAUGCAAUUCACUACACUGAAACACCUGAAGAUGCUGUGGCUCUUGCACUGAAAGCAGGUUUAAAUAUGAAUUGUGGGGACUUUCUAAAAAAAUACACGCCAAAUGCAGUGAAGUUGAAGAAGGUAGAUGUAUCUGUUGUAGACCAAGCACUGGUGUACAAUUACAUAGUUCUAAUGAGAUUAGGCUUCUUUGAUGACCCCAAAUCACUUCCAUUUGCAAAUCUUGGACCAUCUGAUGUAUGCACUCAAGAGAAUCAGCAAUUAGCCUUAGAUGCUGCAAAGCAAGGAAUAGUUUUGCUUGAAAAUAGUGGAUCUCUUCCCUUAUCAAAAACCAAGAUAAAGAAACUGGCUGUGAUUGGUCCAAAUGCCAAUGCAACCACAGUUAUGAUUAGCAACUAUGCUGGAAUACCUUGCCGCUACACUAGUCCAUUGCAAGGACUAGAGAAGUACAUUUCUUCUGUGAGUUAUGCACCUGGCUGCAGCAAUGUUAAGUGCAGCACUCAGAGCCUUUUCGGAGCAGCAACUAAGGCAGCAUCAGGUGCUGAUGCAGUUGUGGUGGUUGUGGGAUUAGACCAGUCCAUUGAAGCAGAAGGCCUUGACAGAGAGAACUUGACACUACCUGGAUUUCAAGAGAAGCUUGUUAAGGAUGUUGCUCAAGCUACAAAAGGAACAUUGAUUUUGGUGAUCAUGGCAGCUGGCCCAGUCGAUAUUUCUUUCACUAAGAGUGUCAGCAACAUAGGAGGAAUAUUAUGGGUUGGAUAUCCUGGUCAAGCUGGUGGAGAUGCCAUAGCUCAAGUAAUAUUUGGAGACUACAACCCAGGUGGUAGGUCCCCUUAUACAUGGUACCCAGAAUCUUAUGUUGAUCAAGUACCAAUGACUGACAUGAACAUGAGAGCCAAUAGAAGCAGGAAUUACCCUGGAAGAACCUACAGGUUCUACAAUGGAAGCACUCUCUAUGAAUUCGGACAUGGAUUAAGUUACUCCACAUUCACCACCUAUGUAGCAUCAGCUCCCAACACCAUAGUGAUCAAGAACUCAUCAUCCAUUCAUUCAAAACUUGAGUUCCUCACCGAUGUUCAAGCAAUUGAUGUUUCCGCCAUAAGUUGCCUUGACUUAACAUUCUUGCUUGUGAUUGGUGUGAAGAACAAUGGACCCUUUGAUGGAUCUCAUGUGGUGCUAGUGUUUUGGAAGCCAGCAAUGACUGAGCUUGUGCCUGGUGCUCCAAUUAUGCAGCUGAUAGGAUUUGAAAGAGUGCAAGUUAAGGUUGGGAUGACAGAAUUUGUAACGGUGAAAAUAGAUUUAUGUGAAGAAUUAUCAGUAGUGGAUGGUGAUGGUAAGAGAAAUCUGAUCACUGGACAGAACACUAUUGUGGUUGGUUCUUCCAGUGAUAACCAAGUCACACAUAACAUUGAUUUUAAGCUUUCAGAAAUGGUGGAUGGAGAACACUUCAUGUCUCAGUGAUACCUCUGCUGGGAAAUAGCCAUAAGCCCAUAACAUAAUAACACUAUCUAUCUAUCCAUUAUUAUGGAA